This is a messenger RNA of Hypomesus transpacificus, 2392 nucleotides long. RefSeq names its product E3 ubiquitin-protein ligase rnf146-like. The transcript is spliced from 2 exons. Gene Ontology annotation, cellular component: nucleus; cytoplasm. Gene Ontology annotation, biological process: ubiquitin-dependent protein catabolic process; Wnt signaling pathway. Gene Ontology annotation, molecular function: zinc ion binding; poly-ADP-D-ribose binding; ubiquitin protein ligase activity. Bases 176 to 1297 code for a protein of 373 amino acids. The record is from RefSeq and is a predicted model, not a curated record. Lineage: Eukaryota; Metazoa; Chordata; Actinopteri; Osmeriformes; Osmeridae.
UGGCUGCUACCUCUUGAUGAUUGUUGUUAUUGCUACCUAAGCUUAUCUGGCAGAUGAGAUAUUCCAUGGAUAGCCUAAGGUGUGCACACUCGCCGACCUGCAAUAGUAGCACGCUAAAGAUAUAACAACAAAUAUCUUCGAAAUGUUUGUCUAAGCGGAUUUUAUUUAAGUACGAAUGGAACCAGAUACAGAAAGCAUGGUGAACUAUGGCGAGGUGGAACCUCCUUCAAACUCUUUCUCUGAAGCUAAAAUGAUGGAAGCCAGGGGGGGGACCAGCACAGACUCAACCCCCUCCCUCUGCCCCUCGGCUACAUCUGUCCCAGAGUGUGCCAUCUGCCUCCAGAGCUGCAUUCACCCUGUACGCCUCCCCUGCACCCACAUCUUCUGUUUCCUGUGUGUGAAGGGAGCCUCCUGGCACAGCAAGCGCUGCGCCCUCUGCAGACAGGAAGUGCCCGAGGACUUCCUAGAGCGUCCCACCCUGCUGUCGCCAGAGGAGCUGAAGGCAGUGGCUGGAGGGGGGAGAGGGGACCACGAUGCCUUGGGGGAGGCUGGCCAAGCCUGGUACUACGAGGGGAGGAACGGCUGGUGGCAGUACGACGAGCGCACCAGCCGUGAGUUGGAGGAAUCCUCGGCCAGGGGCAGAAAGAGCGUGGAGAUGCUGAUUUCCGGCUUCCUGUACGUGGCUGACCUGGAGAACAUGGUGCAGUAUCGGCGCAAUGAGCACGGACGGCGGCGACGCAUGAAGCGGGACGUGGUGAACAUUCCCAAGAAGGGCGUUGCCGGGCUCAGACUGGAGACCCUCCCGGCCGUGACAUCAGGGGGGGCUGCAGGGCGUACAGAGCGGGGGAGUUUGGUCGACGGAGCCGAUGUGACAGCGCGGUCACAGGCGUGGAGGAGCUCCGGCACUUUGGUUCCCCCUACAUAUGUCCGACCCCCAAUGGUUCUGGGGGGCAAUCAGGUCUUCGCUGCUUCUCUCUUGCGCCCCUCUCUGGAGGACUCACUCUCCCAGCUCCUCAUCAGCCAACCAGAAGGUGGCGAGGAGGAGGAAGUGGAGACUGCCUCUCACGCCAGCCACGUGCACGAAUCGGUAUCUUGUAGCAGCGAGGGUGAGGAGAUGGAGGGCCCGGGAAGGCAGAGGGGGAGAGUGGAGUUUGGGGGGCAGGAACUAAGACACGGACAGCCACAGCCACAGUGGAGGGAGAGCCAGCCUGACAGCCCCCCUCCUGAUGGCAGCUUCUCCAGCGUUAGUGCUCGCUCACACAGCCCUGAUGGUCAGUGUACGGUGACUGAGGUCUGACUGAAAUGAAACAACAGACAAUCCACCACACUAGAUCAUGGUCAGUCACUGUACUACAAUCAGCCUAGCAAAAAAGCCUCAAUGUAGAAAUAAGACAGUUAAGGGGGUGAUGGAGCCACCAUCAGUAACCUUGCUGCCUGCAAAGUAAUGUGUAGCACCUGCAGUUCACCAACCUCAAAAACCACUACCACCAACAGGUCUUUCAUCUAGCACGGCUAUGUCUCAGUCUUAAAUUUUAUGAAUAAUGUGUAGUGAGGUUUUUUCAUUUUAGUUUGACUGAUGACAAAAAGCACCUCUGCAUCUUCAGUAGUCAUGCAGUUUUUGCUGUAAGUUUGUGUUUUGAGGUGUCAAACGUCUGCUUGAAAAUGUGGCAGUGUUAGAGAUGCAGAAACUGAACGGGUAGAAAUUCAGAUCAGUUCUGUUUGCAGUAUAUUGCUGGAGGAUUCUACUGAAUUCAGAAAGUGACUUGAGUUGUUUUGCGUUUUGAAUGUUCAUAAGUCAUUGGAAUUAGUUGAAUGGAUAUGUCUUGUUGUGAUGACUAUCUUUAUGUCUUUAAAGCCAUUAAACUCCUUUUGUUUGUGUUUUAUUCCUCUGUGUUGAUUUUGUUACUUGAGGGAAUUUUAAGGUUAUGUAGCCUAUCUCUUAAGCAGAGUGUUGCAUUGGUUUGAUGUGAAUGCUGCACAGUGUGCCUGUAUUCGCAUUAGAGAGGACUAUAAGCAUACUUCCAAUGCAAAAGCAAAACUUACAUGAGAAAAAGCUCUCUCUAAUCUUCACAUGAAAAUAUAUUCUGUCAUCUGCCAUAAAAAAAAAUUGUUAUGUUUUUAUGAAUCUCUGAAGCUGUGUGGUCAUGUGGGUGGGUGUUUCCAUGGCCACCACCUGUGUGGCCCUUUCUCUGCUUGUGAUGUCACUUGGUCAGUCACAAGCGCAACAGAAGAAGCCGUCAAUAACACCAAAAGUUUCAGCAAAUACCAAAUCAGUCAAUAUGAAAUGAAAAAUGUCUGCUUUUCUUUUUACUUAUACUUUCUGGCUUGUUUAUUUGGAAACAUGAUAUAUGUGCCACUAUUAAACCAAUAAACCUGUUGUUAUUUUGUUGUU